UGGAGGGUUGUCCACGCCGAGGUCUGCCCAACGCCGGUCCCGGAUUUAUACAGGAAAAUAAAACGGGAAAACCCAAACAAUUAAUCGACGACUCGUCUAGAGAGAGAAAGGGUUAGGGUUGGUUUGCUGUUGGAUGGCGGAGGGAGAACGGAGGGCGGCGACGGAGGAGACGUUGGCAUCGGCGGAGGAGGGGAGGGUGGAGGUGGGGCGGCCGGCGGUGUUGCUCGUUUGCGGGACCCUGGUGUACUACCACUGCGCGUACCGGGGGUCGAGCCUUCUCUCCCUCGUCUCCGACGUCCUCAUCGUCCUCCUCUGCUCCCUCGCCAUCCUCGGCAUGCUCUUCCGCCAGAUGAACAUCUCGGUGCCUGUGGAUCCUCUUGAAUGGCAGAUAUCUCAAGAUACAGCUAACACCAUUGUUGCUUGCUUGGCUAAUACAGUCGGAGCAGCGGAGUCUGUGUUAAGGGUUGCUGCAACAGGGCAUGAUAAGCGACUGUUUGUUAAGGUGGUUUUUACACUGUACCUCUUGUCAGCUUUGGGACGUGUAGCUUCAGGUGCGACGAUUGCAUAUGCUGGACUGUGCAUCUUAUGUCUCUACUUUUUUGCCCAAAGUUCUGAGCUCGUAUCUAGCUUAAAUUUGGAUUUGGAUACACCAAGCAAAAGGCACAUCCAGGAAGCAACAAGGUGACCAAAGUUCUGCAGACAAUGUGAAGUUGCCUAUAUUGAAAUAUUUCUCUAUCAACUCAAGGAAGAUACCUGGAGAGAGCUUUUCCUAUGAUUGUCUCCAUGUGGAUUUCACAUAUCAACAAUUCCGUAAAAGAUGAUCUUCAUACAUAUGGUGCACAUGUACAAUUUUUUCUGUAGCUCCAUCUAUCCUUUCUUAACAUAGGCUUCCAUCCCUGACAAAGGGAGUAAGUUUGGAUGUUUGAUUUCAAGACUUGCAAACCAUACUUUAGUCUCUUCAAUUGAGGCAUCCUUUUAAGGAUCAUUGGUUUGAAGCAGCCCCCUGGCAUUUAGUGCCAGAUUCAUGUCUUUUGUUGCUAACAAACAAAAAGGAUCAUUAGUUUCUUUGACUCAAA
Molecule: messenger RNA, 1076 nt
Organism: Musa acuminata subsp. malaccensis (wild Malaysian banana)
Lineage: Eukaryota; Viridiplantae; Streptophyta; Magnoliopsida; Zingiberales; Musaceae
Source: RefSeq, a predicted model, not a curated record